AUGCCUGAGAAAAAGGAAUUCAGAAAAAUCCCAGUGCAGGCGGUGCCGGAGAAACGUGGUUAUGAGUUUGGUGGACCUCUCGGUGCCUUUGGUAUUAUAUUUGGACUGCCAAUCCUUCUCUACCUCUUUACUUUCGUCUGCAAUGACGUCUCUGGUUGUCCCGCGCCCUCACUCCUGCACCCCUCGACCUUGACACUCGAGCAAUUGAAACGCGAAGUGGGCUGGCCAGAGGAGGGCAUUGCCGCGCUCUACGAUACCAAUGUUACACUAUGGACCUUCAGCUACUAUGCCUUCAGCUUGUUCCUGCAAGUCUUCUUGCCUGGUCAGGAGCUUGAGGGUGUCACAUUGGCUUGCGGGGGACGGCUGAAGUACAAAUUCAAUGCGUUCAAUUCUGCCGUCAUCAUCCUCUCGGGCCUCGCCGGAGGCACCUACAUUUAUGGAGCCGAUUUCGUGGUGUGGACAUUCCUGUGGGACAACUAUAUUCAGGUCAUCACCGCGAACCUGUUGAUCUCUUCCUCCAUUGCGCUGUUUGUCUAUGCGAAGAGCUUCACAGUUCCUUCUCCUGGACAGGCGAACCCCGACUUGCGACAGCUGGCUCCUGGCGGCCACACCGGCAAUCCCCUCUACGACUUCUUCAUCGGCCGUGAACUGAACCCUCGUAUUCGCCUUCCCAUUCCACUCGUCAGUGAGACCUCCCGAACCAUCGAUAUCAAGGUGUUCAUGGAGAUGAGACCGGGCUUGCUUGGAUGGACGAUUUUGAACCUGUCCAAUGUUGCCCACCAAUACCGAACCUACGGCUACGUCACCGAUUCAAUCGUGCUGGUGACCAUCUUCCAGGCAUUCUACAUAUUGGAUGCGCUAUAUAUGGAGCCGGCAAUCAUGACCACCAUGGAUGUCAUCAUGGAUGGAUUUGGGUUCAUGCUGUCUUUUGGUGAUGUUGUCUGGGUGCCCCAUCUAUACAGCAUCCAGAGCCGGUAUCUCUCUGUCUUCCCCUAUCAGCUUGGCUGGACCGGGAUGGCCGUUGUUCUGGGGGUCACCGCUGCUGGAUACUCGAUCUUCCGUGGCGCCAAUAACCAGAAGAACCGGUUCCGUACGAACCCCAAUGACCCGCGCGUAAAGAACAUCAAGUACAUCGAGACUGCCGCAGGCUCCAAACUGAUGAUCUCCGGAUGGUGGGGUCUGGCGCGCCACAUCAACUACUUGGGUGACUGGACCAUGUCGUGGGCGUACUGUCUGCCGACUGGCGUCGCUGGUUAUGUUCUCAUCGAGCAUAUCAACCCUGCCACUGGCGCUGCGCAGACACAAGCUGUGCAGACUCCUGAGGUCCGUGGUUGGGGUAUGAUCUUCACGUACUUCUACAUGAUUUACUUUGGCGUUCUGCUCAUCCACCGUGAAAUGCGUGACGAGGAGAAGUGCGAGAAGAAGUAUGGUGCUGAUUGGAAGCGUUAUACCUCGAUUGUCCGCAGCCGUAUCAUUCCAGGAAUCUACUGA
This is a messenger RNA of Penicillium bovifimosum, 1491 nucleotides long. RefSeq lists its product as uncharacterized. Gene Ontology annotation, biological process: ergosterol biosynthetic process. NCBI's taxonomy places the organism in Eukaryota, Fungi, Ascomycota, Eurotiomycetes, Eurotiales, Aspergillaceae. The transcript is spliced from 3 exons. Bases 1 to 1491 code for a protein of 496 amino acids. The record is from RefSeq and is a predicted model, not a curated record. Gene Ontology annotation, cellular component: endoplasmic reticulum membrane. Gene Ontology annotation, molecular function: Delta14-sterol reductase activity.